Penicillium subrubescens is the source of this 585-nucleotide messenger RNA. RefSeq names its product PaaI family thioesterase. Bases 1 to 585 code for a protein of 194 amino acids. The record is from RefSeq and is a predicted model, not a curated record. The transcript has 2 exons. Lineage: Eukaryota; Fungi; Ascomycota; Eurotiomycetes; Eurotiales; Aspergillaceae.
AUGGGGUCAAUUGCGCCAGAAGCCUUGGAAGACGCCGCUCAGUCAGCAAAGAUUGCUGCAUUCAUCCAGAAUCAUCCGGUCGCGAUUUCUCUACGAAAUGAUCCAGAUUAUACCGAGUUGCAACCACACUUGAAGGUAGCAGAGCGCUAUCGUGCACAAAAUUUCAUGACAGGAGCACUUACGGGGCUACAAAAAAUAUCUGUGCCGCCAUAUGUGUUCAGUAAGAAAAACGGAGAGGGACUGGUCAUGAUUAUGCACCUCGGACAGAAUAUGUGUGACUAUCCAGAAAUUGUUCACAACGGUCUAAUUGCAGCCCUCUUUGACGAAGGAUUGGCGAGAUGUUGCUUCGCAGCCCUGCCCAAUAAAGUCGGGGUGACUGCCAAUCUAAACAUUGAGCAUCAUCAACCUUUGAUGGCCGAUUCAUAUAUUGUCUUGUCUGCGGAAACGACCAAAUUGCAAGGCCGGAAAGCGUGGGGAUAUAGUCGGAUUGAGACGCUUCCAAUUGAUGGCCAGGAGACGAGUUUGAUUGCGGAGGCUAGGGGUCUCUUUAUAGAGCCGAAGCAAAUUGCAAAACAUUUACCUUGA